Messenger RNA from Monomorium pharaonis (pharaoh ant), 2350 nucleotides. RefSeq lists its product as uncharacterized. Bases 854 to 2317 code for a protein of 487 amino acids. The record is from RefSeq and is a predicted model, not a curated record. The transcript is spliced from 8 exons. NCBI's taxonomy places the organism in Eukaryota, Metazoa, Arthropoda, Insecta, Hymenoptera, Formicidae.
AUAAAAAUAUUACAUUGCGAUAUAUCACAAUUUAAUAUUAUAGACAUAUUACUAAAAUAUUGCUGUUACGUACUUAUGUAAAUUUAAACGAACCGAGCUUCUGUAUCAUGUAGUUUAAGACCUAGUCAUUAAGUAAGUUCUUUGUACCGAGUAUGACAUCUAUUGUAAGUAUAGUCAUUGCCUAUUCGGAGGCUGUCGAUACUCAGUUCAGUUGGUAACAGUCAGUCUCACGAGGAAGGCCGUCUGAGAGAGAGCGAAUAAAUUUUAUAUUACGCAAGGUUUUGAUGCAAUCAUUUAUCCCGAGAAAGUAAAUAGCGUCCACAUACGCACGUGACGCGAGUCACAAGUGAUCCGAGCAUAACUUAGUCGCGUAUCACUAAACAUUGAUUCUUCGAGCCGGAUAAUAUUGGGAAGAUCGACAUACAAGACGAUAUCUUGCAUGCGCGUGUGCGGGUUACCCGGCGUAUCUGGACUGCCAUAUCGGAAGCGAAGGACGUCACACGUUCGAGAAGGCACGGAGAAUAUCGAUCAUCGCAGCCAAAGAUCAUUGGGACAUUUUAUGCAUCGAAUUAUCGAGACCGGCGCCACGCGAUAAAAUUCUGUCGUAUUGUAUUUUUGUUAGUCUUCGAUCGCACUGUGAAUCGUUUCGUAAGCUUACUCCCGAAAAACGCUUCGAGGUAGUUAAGAACGCUCAUUUGUGCAUUAACUGUCUAAAGUCAGAGCAACAUCAAGCGAAGGGUUGUACGUCGAACUCCUGUCGCAAGUGUGGGAAACAGCAUAAUACGUUGCUGCAUUUUAAAUCGUGUACAUUACAACAACGACCAAAUAGAUACAUAGAUAGAUACAUCAAAAAAUGUAUACAGUUAUCGAGUUUGUGGACGGUAUUAUGGCAGUGCCAAGUGCAUGGGUUGAUACUAAAGAGCUUAUAUGCAAAUGGCCUCCAUAUUCAAAUGCUGACAUUAAGAAAGCCAUUAUUGAUAUUGAUGAAGUUGCCGAAAACUGGGACACGUUGUCUAUUAUUAGAGUAUUUGGAAAAUCAGUUCAUGAUACAAACAAUAACAUCCUCAUUCCUAGGCAAAAUACCAGCGAUGUUGGAAAAACAUUUGAAAAAAGUGUUCGUGUUGCUAAAACUCAUGAUAUAAGUAAAAUACCAAACAAUGACAUUAGCGAAAAACUCAAUUAUAUAAUUGGUUUAGAAGAAGAAAAUGUCAAGAAAAAUAAUGCUAUAUUGCAGGAAAUAAAAGAAAUUCGAAAAGUAAUGAUUAAUUUCCGUACGAAAACAUAUAAUGACCCUACAGUACAGGCUGUAGAAGAAUCUAUAAAUAAAGAAACAAAUUUGAAUAAUUUUUUUCCGCUUGAUGACCAUAAUGCACUAGAGGCACUGGAAGAAAAAUUGAAAAAUCGAAUAUUCCAGAAGGAUGUGAUGACAUUGUUAGCCAAAAGAGGAGGGCGAAAUGCAAAUGAACUUAUAAACAACAUUUUAGCAAAGGUAUUCACAAACAGUUUCGCUACACAGUAUAGUUAUUAUGGAAAACGGAAAAAGAAGGCUUUAUCCGAACUGAAAAUCACCAAAUGUAUUAUUGUCGCUUAUUACCGGACGAACAACACAGGACAACGUUGGCUGCUGAAGUCGAUCGGUGGAAGAUUUUUUGAAAAAAAAACGUACUUCCCGAAGAUGAACUACUACGUUCCAAUUCAGGAAAACGAAACUCGUGAUAAACCAACAGUAUCACAGCCGCGCCAUACACCCCGCAUCCUGAAAAGGAGAUUUCCCCUUACGGCUACAUCUUAUAAGUACUUGGAAAUGGGAAUCAGCAUAGGGUCUGAGCCUUUUGUAGAAAUACUGCUUGGCGACAACAAGGGUAACCACAUAAUUUUACCAUACACAACAUGGCAAAAAUUUAUCGAGAGACGUGUGGAUGUUGAGGAACUCGUACGGGCAACUAUACCAUCUUCGAGACUUUUUAUUUGUGAUUUAGUAAUGGAAAUUGUAAACGUACACGAUAAAAAUAUCGUAAAAUUAAUACUAUGUAAUAUCUAUAUAUAUAUAUAUAUAUAUAUGAAACCAUUAACAAUAUUAUUUUUACUUAAUCUUGAACACUGCGUUGAAUCUAUGUAUAAUCAAUUAUAUAAAAAUAAUUAUAGUGUAAGUGAUAAAUAUAAACAUUUUGUAAAUCUUUUACGUCAAAAUUAUAUUACUAAUAAGUGUGAUGCUCUAAAAUUAUUAUUUAAAAGUUAUGAUAAAACUUGUAUAAUAGAUUGCGAACUAGUGACUUAUGCAUCCGACAAUAUUGUACAUGAUGCUUUACGUAAUUAAUAAAUAAAUAUGUAUUUGUAUAAAAGUUAAAAA